CCCUGACAGGUUCUUCUCACUCCAAUCUGUCCUUCUGUCUCGGCAAACAAAAAGAUCUCGGAACUGAAGUCCCACAAAGACCAUUUGAAACAAUGAAUGAAUUUAAUCAGCAUGGUCUCCAUAAAAACAUGUUUGUCUUAGUGUUGAUGCUGUGCGCGCCUCAAUGCUGUCACGCGUUCAACUUGGAUGUGAGGUUUCCAGUCGUCAAAGAGGGAAAAACUGCAGGGAGUUUAUUUGGACUUUCAGUUGCACUUCAUGAACAGGUUGUGGGAGAGAAACGAUACUUACUUCUUGUAGGAGCACCAAAGGAGAAGGCAGAGUCUGGACUGCCAGCCAAUGAGACUGGAGACAUGUAUGCCUGUCCAAUUACUGCAGACCCCAAAGACUGCCAAAGACUGAAUCUUCUCCAAUCCAGUCCUGAAGACCUCCCAGAUCCUAAAAUUGAUGUGAUAGAAGGAAUGUGGCUAGGUGUUUCUGUAGCCAGUCAAAGUCAACCAGGCGGUCGUAUAUUGGCCUGUGGCCAUCGUUAUGUCCGGAACAUAACGGCCAACCUUCGCAUGAUUGGGAAGUGCUAUAUCCGUGGAAAUAAUUUAAUGUAUAACAAGGAUGACUCUGAUUGGCAGUCACACAAUGAGUUGUGUGACCCCAGUGGAACUAAGGAUGAUGAAGGCCUGUGUCUUGCUGGAAUGUCUGCUGCCAUCACUCAGACCGAUGUCAUCUUGGGAACGCCUGGUUGCUACAACUGGCAAGGGAAUGCAUUUCUGAACUGGCAUGACUCAAAAAAUCCUGAGUAUAAUCUGAAGAUCAAUUUUCCAGAUAUGAGCCGAGGGAAUAUUUACAUUGGUUACUCUGUAGCUAUAGGUAAAGGUGUACUAAGCAAAGAGAAAGACACACUGGUAACAGGAGCCCCAAGGGAUGGAGCCAAAGGAUCGGUGAUGAUGGCUGAGUUUUUCAAAACGGCUAAAAUGGAUGAAAAACUCAUGUUGAGUGCCACUAUCAUGGGGGAGCAAGUUGGAUCCUAUUUUGGCAACAGCAUUGCUGUUGUGGACCUUAAUAAUGAUGGUUGGAAGGAUCUGAUUGUUGGAGCACCUUUCUAUUUUGAUCGGAAGAAAGAAAAAGGCGGGGCAGUGUAUAUCUACAUGAACCAGAAUGGAUCUUUUCAUGACAAAGCUGACGUGAUCCUCACUGGGCCGAAAGACUCCGCUUUUGGCAUGGCUGUUGUUGCUAUUGGUGACGUUAACCAAGAUGGCUUCCAAGAUUUUGCUGUUGGUGCUCCAUAUCAUGGAAAAGGCAUGGUGUUUAUAUGGGUAGGCAACAAAGACGGGAUUUUCCACAAUGCCAGUCAGAUUAUUUACGGAAAAGACAUCCCAGGUGCUGGAUUCCAGACAUUUGGCUACUCCAUCAGUGGUGGCAUGGAUGUGGACAGGAACAGUUACCCAGAUAUAGUAGUUGGAUCAUUAGAUGAUCGAGUGGUCUUGCUUAGGGCACGUCCUGUAAUUCACCUAAAGAAGAUUUUCACUGUAACACCAGAGGUUAUCGACCCUAAUGACUGUGAUUCCUGUAUUGAGGCAAAACUCUGUUUCGCCUACACACCAAGCACUGGCAGUACCAGCUCCACUAAAAGUAUUACUUUGAAAUAUACAGUGGAAGCUGAUCAAUUUCAUCGGAGUCCUCGUGUUCAUUUCCUUGACAACAAAGAAGGCAAAUUCACUGAUGAAAUAUCCAUUACUUCUUCUGGUGAAUGUCAUUCUCUGAAACUCGAGCUGGCGUCCAAGACAAUCCAAGAUAAGGUGUCCCCAAUAGUUUUCUUGUUUAGUGUGUCAUUGGUGGAGCCUUCUCCCUCAGGCAAGCAGUCGGUGGAGGAUCUCAGUGCUUUUCCUGUCAUUAGCCAGGGAGACACUCUGAUGGUCAAAAAAGAGAUUCACAUUCAGAAAGCCUGUGGAUCAGAUAACAAGUGUGAGAGCAACCUUCAAAUGACGGCAAUAUUCACAGAUGAGCAGAACAGACCUUUUCCAAUGCAGAAUGGCCGCCAGAUAUUCAACUACACUUUUGAUACAAAGAAGCUACGAUUGGUGGUAACUGUAUCCAAUAUCCCGUCAGAGGGCAGGAUCGCAGAAGAUGCUUACAGUGCUCUACUAAAUGUCACCUUUCCCACCUCACUUAGCUUCUCCAGCCUGAGCCCCAAGAACUUGAGUGCUGAAUUGUCAGAUGAGUCUUUUCUUCAAUGUAUGCUGGGGGACCCUUUCAAAAGCAAUCAAAGGAUGGAGAUUGAUAUCACCUUUGAAACAUCAGGAAUCACAAUAGAUAUGCAAGAGAUUCAGAUUGAUCUGCAAAUCACAACGCGGAGUGAUCAGAAUGAUCUAUGGCCCCUGACGAGAGUGCUGGUGGUGGAGUACAUCCUACAGCCCAGCUUGCGUGUACUUCACUCUAAGUUUGAGACAGAAUGCAGUGGGAAAGUAGUAGGAGAAUCAGCCAUGAAAUCCACUAGUGAUAUCGGAAGCCCAGUGGAAUUCAACUUCACGGUGGACGUUCCUGGAAAACCUCUGGGAAAUCUGAGUUUUCUAGAAGUAGUCUUUCAAUGGCCUUAUGAAGUGUCUAAUGGGAAGUGGCUACUUUAUUUGUCAGAGAUUCAAAUGACAGGAACCUCCAAGUCAUUCUGUGUCCCUGAAAAGAACAUAAUAAAUCCCCUCAAUCUAACGGUGUCGGAGCAUAAAUCUGGGAGUAGGAGGAAGAGGAGAGAUGAUGCCUCAGUUGAGUCUGAAUAUGCCAAGCCACAGGCCUCCCUGAACUCACGGGAUGUCAGGAAAACUGUCAAACUAGACUGCACCACAGGCACUGCCCUCUGUCAAACCUUUACAUGCCCCUUGCUAGGCAUGGGCACCUCAGCCACACUCGUUGUCAGAGCGCGUUUAUGGAACAGCACAAUUAUUGAGGACUACACAGGUUCAGAAAUAUUAGUGUCUGGUAAUGCCACCUUGAGUUUGAAAACAGACAAACCUAACAUCAAGAUGAUCAACGAUGCCUGUGAGUUCUCAGUAUUUAUUGAGUCUGCAGGGACAGAAAAGGGUCCAUAUGAAGCACCUCUCUGGAUAAUCAUUGUGUCUGUCCUGGCAGGAGUAAUUCUGUUGGGUUUGAUUGUCAUUCUCAUGUGGAAGUUUGGCUUCUUCAAGAGGGCCAACACCAGAGAGCUUUAUGAGGCCAAGGCCCAGAAAGCUGAGAUGAAAACACAGCCAUCUGAAAAUGACCGCCUUACUGAGGACGACUGAGAUUCGUUGGCCUUUUGUGGGCCUCUGACACAAAUUGCAAGAGUGGGUUUUUUUUAAUUCAGCGGGCUGCCUAUUUCAGAACUAUGCCAAAAUACCAAGGAGUGAAGAUAUGUAAGAAGGAACAGUAUCAGGGCUUUUUGAUUGUGGGAACCAACAAGAAACACUGGAUCACAAACUGGACUGAACAAUAACAGUACUACUGAUGAAAGCACUCUCAAACUGUCUCUCCUAGACAGUGGAAUGAGAAGACACUUGAGAAUUGUUUAUGUAUUAAAAAGAAUGGAAUCUUCUUGGAAUCUAUCUUGCUCAUUACAAACUGUUGGACAGGAACUGAUUUUAUAGAAUGUAAAUAUGUAAAUUUUGUUACUGUUUUUCAACUGAAGACAUGUUAUAUAUGUAUGUUUUAUUGCUACCACAUCUUAAUUGUCUUUCUUUUGCAUUUAUCCGUGUGAUGAUUUUUACCUUUUAUGUCACUUAACUAAAAAUAGAACAGUAUUUUGUGCUGAAAUGGUCUGAUGCUUGCUAACAUGCAGUGCUAAGAUGUUAUGGCCAGUCAUGACACUCUUUCUGUCCUCUUUUUUGGUAUUUGGUUUAGAUAUUUAGAUGGCUUUUAUCACAAUUUUUAUCUUGAAUCAGGUCAAGUGUAUGUGAAACAGUGAUGGAUUGUUUUACAUAAGCAAUUAGUGCCGCAUUCUUAAAGGGAUAGUUCAACCAAAAAGGAAAAUUCUCUCAUGAUUUACUCAAUCUCAUGACAUCCCAGUCUGUGUGACUUUCUUUCUUCUGCUGAUAACAGUUUUUUUAGAAGCUUUGUGGGUCAAUACAAUGCAAGUGAAUGGUGGACAGAAUUUUGAAGCUCCAAGAGGCACAUAAACGCAGCAUAAAAUAAUCCAUAUAACUCCAGUUAUUUAAUCCAUGUCUUCAGAAGUGAUCCAUUUGGUUUUGGUAAGAACAGACCAAAAUGUAACUCCUAUUUUGCUAUAAAUCUUGACAUCAGCAGUCUCCUUGGAGAUCAUGAUUUCAAGCUCGUUUCCAUUUUCAUAGCACCAUCUAGAGCUCUGCGCAUGCAUCCAUGCAUUUGCAAUGGCAAAACCAAUAAAACUAGUUUUAUGGAUUAUUUGUAUGCUGCUUUAUGUGCUUUUUGGAGUUUCAAAGUUUUGGUCACCAUUCACUUGUAUAGGAUGGACCUACAGAGCUGAAAUAUUCUUCUAAAAAUGUCUGUGUUCUGAAGAAGAAAAAAGUCAUUAACACGUAUGGCAUGAGCAUGAGGCAAAUGAUAAGAUAAUUUUCAUUUUUUGGUGAACUAUCCCUUUAAGUGUGAAUCAUGUCUGUUAACGCAGGAUGGUAAACACACACACACAAAUAUAUUCGUAGCCUAUGCAAUUGGGACGGUACCUACUCAAAUUCAGCCCAUUUUAGCUCCACUCUGGUGUCUGUCGCUUUUAUGAAGUGUGUGUGUGAUGUGUACAUGCUCUAAUAGUUUGUGAGCGAAUUUCACACUCAAGCUUUCAAAUAUCUCGUGGGAAUUCAUGUAGUUUGUGUGAUGGAAAUGUGAUGAUUACAUUUGUCAUGAUUUUGUGGAUAUGAUGUUUUGAUACAGUGAUUUAUUUCUGUAUUUAAAAUGUUUCAUUAAUUGAGUGACUGAUGUUUACAUGUCUGUCUUAAAUGUUCGUAUGUAUUUUAAAAUAAUUACUGCGCUCUCAUGUGUCAUCCUGCAAAUCUAAGUAGCUGAAAGCUGCUAUCAAAAGCUCGCGCAUUAAUUAGUUCUUAAAGCUACCGUAGAAAAUGAAUAAAGUGAUAGCU
This is a messenger RNA of Xyrauchen texanus (razorback sucker), 5066 nucleotides long. RefSeq names its product integrin alpha-3-like. Bases 93 to 3266 code for a protein of 1057 amino acids. Gene Ontology annotation, biological process: integrin-mediated signaling pathway; cell-cell adhesion; leukocyte migration. Gene Ontology annotation, molecular function: integrin binding. Lineage: Eukaryota; Metazoa; Chordata; Actinopteri; Cypriniformes; Catostomidae. The transcript is spliced from 26 exons. The record is from RefSeq and is a predicted model, not a curated record. Gene Ontology annotation, cellular component: integrin complex; external side of plasma membrane.